Molecule: messenger RNA, 3907 nt
Organism: Pseudoliparis swirei
Lineage: Eukaryota; Metazoa; Chordata; Actinopteri; Perciformes; Liparidae
Gene: nampt1
Product: nicotinamide phosphoribosyltransferase 1
Exons: 11
Coding region: 86-1558 (490 amino acids)
Biological process (GO): NAD+ biosynthetic process
Molecular function (GO): nicotinamide phosphoribosyltransferase activity
Source: RefSeq, a predicted model, not a curated record
CACAGCUCCACUACCAGGCGGGAGUCCUCGGCAGCGACGCACGCAACCCACUGACAGCUGCGACUCAAAACCAACGGGGGUAAAGAUGGAGCACAGAGACAGCGACUUCAACAUACUGCUCGCGACCGAUUCAUACAAGGUAACGCAUUACAAACAGUACCCCCCCAACACGAGUAAAGUGUACUCGUACUUCGAGUGCCGCGAGAGGAGGACCGAUUCCACCAAAAGCAGAAAAGUCAAAUAUGACAAGACCGUCUUCUACGGCCUCCAGUACAUCCUCAACAAGUACCUGAAAGGAAAGGUAGUGACCCCAGAGAAGAUCCAGGAGGCGAAGGAGGUAUACAGAGAACACUUCCAGGAUGACGUUUUCAACGAGAAGGGGUGGACUUACAUUUUGGAGAAAUACAAUGGACACCUGCCUAUUGAAAUCAAGGCGGUGCCAGAGGGGAGUGUCAUUCCUCGAGGCAAUGUUCUGUUCACAGUGGAGAGCACCGACCCUGAAUGCUACUGGCUCACCAACUGGGUGGAGACCAUUCUGGUUCAGGUCUGGUACCCCAUCACCGUGGCAACCAACUCCAGGGAGCAGAAGAAGAUCCUCGCCAAGUACCUCAUGGAGACCUCCGGGAACUUGGAGGGACUCUCAUAUAAACUACAUGACUUUGGCUACAGGGGCGUCUCCUCACAAGAGACUGCAGGCAUCGGGGCCUCCGCCCAUCUGGUCAACUUCAAGGGCACAGACACGGUUGCCGGCAUCGGAGUCAUUAAGAAGUACUACGGCACCAAAGACCCUGUGCCAGGCUUCUCAGUGCCUGCUGCAGAACACAGCACGAUCACAGCGUGGGGGAAGGACCAUGAAAAAGAUGCCUUUGAGCACAUCAUCAAGCAGUUUCCCAACGUGCCGGUAUCCAUCGUCAGCGACAGCUACGACAUCUACAACGCCUGUGAGAAGAUCUGGGGAGAAGACCUUCGGUCGCUGAUCGUGGCGCGCAGUGCCAACGCCCCGCUGUUGGUCCGGCCAGACUCGGGGAACCCUCUUGAUACAGUCCUGAAGGUUUUGGAGAUCUUGGGUAAGAAGUUUCAACCGGUGGAGAACUCCAAAGGCUUCAAGGUUCUCCCUCCUUACAUCCGAGUCAUACAAGGAGACGGAGUUGAUAUCAACACGCUGCAAGAGAUAGUCGAGGGCAUGAAGCAACACAAGUGGUCCAUUGAGAACAUUUCUUUCGGGUCCGGAGGGGCUCUUCUUCAGAAACUGACCAGAGAUCUGCUCAACUGCACCUUCAAAUGUAGCUACGUGGUCACCAAUGGACUGGGGUUGAAUGUGUUCAAGGACCCCGUGGCCGACCCCAACAAGAGGUCAAAGAAAGGUCGCCUGUCUCUGCACCGGACGCCGAGUGGUGACUUUGUCACCCUGGAGGAGGGCAAGGGCGACCUGGAGGAGUUUGGCGUGGACCUGCUGCACACAGUCUUUCACAACGGGAAGAUUGUGAAGACGUACACAUUCGACGAAGUCAGAGACAAUGCUCAGCUCAUAGGGAGUGAGAUUGAAGUAGUGCACUGAUUGCAGCAGCACUAAACCCCCCCCGCCCCCAACCCCAAAACGAAGCCGCUCCCCCUCAACCCUUCACCUUUUUAGCCUCCGACGCACACCUCAGAAAACAGGAUGUGGCGUGCACCGCUAAUAGAUUUCCACUUCCAAAGCUUGAGAAUCCCCCAAAGUGUUCCUAAAAACCUGAGAAUCCCUUAGAAUCCAUGAAUCGGCGUCAAAUUCCAAAUCGCUGUUGUUGGUUCUCCAACAGAGGGGGGGGGGGAAUCUGGAAACUCUCAUACCACUGAUUUUAAAGGCGAGCGCCCCAUGAGUGAGGAAGGGAGGGGGGGGGGGCUAAAGAAAGUGUGUCAAAAGACACAGUAAGAAAUAGAAACGACAGACGUGUAGAGGGAUAGGAGUUGGGAAUAUGAAGAUAAACCGCGCGUUCACUCCCAUGAGCCGCGGCCCCGUGUCGCACUGACAGGCGGGACUUAUUGUAACGUUGGAAUGUGAUUGGCUGCCGACGGGCGAUGCGUCGGCAGACUUUUCCACGCCGACACAGAAGCAAAUGAGAUGAUUGUGAAUGAGCCGGCCGCAUGCGGAGUGAACGCACGGUGAGUCGAAGUGAGAGGGAUGAUAGAGAGCCACACCCCCACACCACUGGCCACGCCUCCUGUAUUAUGUACAGAGCUGUGUUCAACAACAAAAACACACACACAAAAACUACAUUUCUGAAUCUACUUGCUCUUAUGUGAAGGAUAAAAUGAUGAUCAUAGUAUAUGACGGUGCACUGCUAACAUCUGACUUAUAGAAGCUAAGAAGUUGCUUUCACUUGGAAACAGAAGAUCCAGAGCGGUUAAACUGUAAUUGUGGAGGAUGAAAGAAUGAAUUUGCCCCAAUGUUCUGGCUUUUAAUCGGAUGUUUGGGCCCAAAUGAUACACAGCCAACAUCUACCAAGUACUACCUGGAUAUUUUGUACCGUUACCCCGCCAAAUAAAAUAUUCUGGGUGCAUUUCUGAAGGUAUAUUACUGAUCAUCUACUUGCCUUUAUGUUGGCCACAGAGCAUUCACAUCCUGAAGGUCCAGUCUGCCCAUGUGGAGGGAUUUAUCUCAAAGGGUUUUAGUUCUUCACGUUUCUUUGAGUUUCAGAACGUUUUCAUACAUGUAUUGCUCCAGCGUUUGUGAAAGUGGAUCGUAUUGGGUCUUCACGAUGACGACUGCUCUGGAAACCAGUCUUUGCUGGAAAGACCAAGAGUUGAUGUAAAAAUACAUAAUUAAAGAAACACUGGAAUGAAGAUGAUUUAACUGUUUAUGAAAGAUUAUAUGGCUCCUGAAAUGUAUGUUCAAUGUUGGUUCUGCUGUAUGUGUCCUUGGAUCUGUGUAGUUGUGUGUGCGUGUGCUGAGAUUUUCCUCUUUUUGUUUUAAAGCAUUGUGUAGUAUUCCUUUAUGCAAAUAUGCUUGUUGAUGGGGUGGAAUAGAGAACACUUCCUUUAAUUUGCCGGCCUUUUAUUUUGAAAGGAGAUCUCGAGUCAUGACGAUUUGCCCGGGGAUGUUGCUGAUGAUGCCUUUUUUGGAGGCUUCCCAUUCAGAGCAUCUCGGUGGGGUCUCACUCCGGUGUGAUGCUGUGUUGAGUAUCUCGGAGUGAAGGGGCCGUGGGAGCUUUGCGGCUCGCUUCUCUCCUCUGGCCCGGUCCAACCCGCCCGACCAGACGAGCUGGUCAACAACACAGCUGAUCGUGUGCCGCAACAAUGUCGCACUCUUUAUAUCGUUCCACUUUAUAUUUACCGUCACCGUUCGUCAUACCAUUUUGUUCUCCACUUCUGGAGAAACUACACAACCAAUACAGUUAUUUUAUUUCCAAUUACGGGGUGCAUUUUAGUACAACUCUGAUUUUACUGUUUUGAUACGGUCUCGGUUCUUACCUCAGAGAACUCUUAUUUUGUAUAACGGGAGAAAACAAUUCCAGAAAUUGCAGUAAAUCUCUUUAUUUACACCCGAUGUGGCCAAACUGCCUUCUCACUCGUACAUACAAGAACUAGUUUGAACGGAAGCGGCGAGGCCGGUUAGGAGGGCGACCACAGGCGAUGGUAACGUCUUCAUUUAUUUCUGUAAAAACAACCGUUUAGUGUACAAAUGGAAGAAUAUCCAAACCUGCUUGACUGAACUGGCAGCAUACAGCUUCUGUGUGUGUGAAUGUCUCGUUUGUUAUGGAUAAAAAUCAGUUUGUGAAUACUAUUUUUUUUUUCUUCUCCUGUUAUUGUUGUUUUAUGUAUAUGUUGGUUGUCCCAAAUCCUCUCCCAACACAACUGAUAUUUUAACUAGCAUAACUUGCUAUAUUGUCAAUAUUACAUGGAUUAAAGAUGCCACCCUGUCAAUUUGGAA